Loa loa (African eye worm) is the source of this 828-nucleotide messenger RNA. RefSeq names its product PDZ domain-containing protein. Lineage: Eukaryota; Metazoa; Nematoda; Chromadorea; Rhabditida; Onchocercidae. The coding region runs from base 1 to 828 and encodes 275 amino acids. Gene Ontology annotation, molecular function: protein binding. The transcript is spliced from 4 exons. The record is from RefSeq and is a predicted model, not a curated record.
AUGUCGAAAGAGAUGACAGUUGUGAUACCCAUGGAAGACGGUGAACCAUUGGGUGCUGUACCCAAUGAUAAACUUGUAAUCGUUAAAGUACAGCAGGGCACCCUCGCAGAUGGAAAGCUUAAGGUGGGUGAUCAAAUUCUUAAAGUAAACGAAACAAUUGUACGUGAUGCGGAUCAUUUUUACCAGUUACUUCGUUUUGCUCCACCGGUCGCUUCAAUUAGUUUAGUACGUGAUGCGAAGAAAGCGGCUGAAUUGGAGGCUAAAGUUCAUAUCCCACCAGAACGAGCUAAGUUAAUCGUACGCCGCGAUGGAUACACUUACUUUGUUGCUCGAAUUGACUGGAAACCUGGUGGUCCAAAGCUUGGUCUCGGUAUCAAGCACUACCAAAAUCGUGUAUUAGUAUCGCGUGCCGAUCAGAAUUCGCUUGCUGCUCAGCAGUUGCUAAUCGGUGAUCAUAUCAUCGAUAUCGAUGGACGACCAGUAACUGAUAAAGAUGUAUGCCGCGAACUUCUUCUCAAAAGUCUUCAAUCACAGCGUUUCGUUACAAUGAUUGUUGAGCGUCCGGAAACUAUGGAAGCACGACAUUGGGUUCAGAAUGCUCUUGCUGCAUCUGCAGCACAAGCUCCAUCUGUUGCAAUGAACAGUGACGUGCGUGAAAUAGCCGCUCGAGAGAGACAAAAACUGAAGAAGAUUCAACCGCCAAAGAAGAGCUGUAUGCGAAAAACGAGUGCUCCUGGGAAACCGAUCACAAUUAAUGAAAAUAAAACAUCGGAAUUUAUUAUUGCAAGCGAUAAUGAAGGCAAAGUGCUUCGUCAUGUUAGACGAUAA